AUGGGAGACUGGAAUUUCCUUGGAGGCAUUUUAGAGGAGGUCCACAUUCAUUCCACAAUUAUUGGAAAGAUUUGGCUCACAAUCCUCUUCAUAUUUCGAAUGCUUGUCCUUGGAGUGGCAACUGAGGAUGUUUGGAAUGAUGAACAAUCAGAAUUUAUAUGCAACACUGAGCAGCCUGGUUGCAGAAAUGUGUGCUAUGAUGAGGCCUUUCCCAUCUCCCUCAUAAGAUACUGGGUCUUGCAAGUUAUUUUUGUGUCUUCCCCUUCCUUGGUGUAUAUGGGGCAUGCCUUAUACAGACUAAGAGCCCUGGAAAAAGAAAGGCAAAAGAAGAAAGCUCAGGUAAGGGUGGAACUUGAAAGCACUGAAUUAGAAAUGACUGAAAAUCGUAAAAGACUGGAGAGAGAGCUCCGGCAGCUGGAUCAAAGGAAGCUGAACAAAGCACCCCUGAGAGGCUCUCUGCUCUGCACUUAUGUGAUACAUAUUUUCACAAGAUCUGCAGUGGAAGUUGGCUUUAUGAUUGGGCAGUAUCUUCUUUAUGGUUUUCACUUAGAUCCCCUUUAUAAAUGUCAGAGAGACCCAUGUCCAAACACAGUUGACUGCUUUGUAUCUAGACCAACAGAAAAGACAGUGUUUAUUUUAUUUAUGCAAUCAAUAGCAACUGUAUCAUUGCUUUUAAAUAUCCUAGAAAUUAUCCACUUAGGAUUCCGAAAAAUUAAAAUGGGACUCUGUGAGCAGAACAGAACCAAAGAUGACUCUGAGAGUUUCUACAUAAACAAAUCUAAGAAAUACUCUGUGAUACCACACUCUUCUUUGGGAAUAUCCACCACCCCUCAGAAAACACUGCCUUGUGCCCUUAGCAAUUAUACCUUUCUGAUGGAAAAGCAAACUGACACUAUGCUCUACCCAGUUUUAAAUUCUCCUUCUGUGUUUCAGUCUGUGCCAAAUAACCGUGCAGAAAGCAGCAGCAAUUACACCCACUGCAAUCAGGAAAAGAAAUCUCCAAAGAAGAGGCCAGCUACAAAUGCUUUGGACAAUCAGACUCAAAAUGCUAGCACAAAUAAUAACGAAGGCUUUCUUGGUGAGCUUUGGACUGAGACACACAAUGCACAAGAAAAGACUGAAAAGAAACAUUUUCUUGUUGAUACUCAGAUUGCAGACACUGCUGCAAACAUGUACUUGAGAAGCUUUGCUGAGAUGCCAUCUCAAACUUCAGUGCAGCCUGGUACAACUUUUCCUGGUACCAGUUGUGGACGACAGGCAGUGGUUGAGAGCACAGGAGCACCAACAAAUUCUCUUCCAAAGAGCAGUGACAGAAGACAAAGCAGUUUCAGUGCAAACAAAGCCCAGAUUCCUUACAAUGCUGAUGGAAAAAACUCCAGCCGACCAGACACUUCUGAUUCUAUGGGGGUGGUGAGCUCAGAAUCCACACAGAGCAGAAACUGGAGCAGUCCUAAGCUUUUCUCUCUGUCUAGACAACAGUCACUGUCAAGCAAUGCCAGCAGCAGGCGUGCCCCCACUGAUCUUCAAAUAUAA
Messenger RNA from Melozone crissalis (California towhee), 1533 nucleotides. It is a transcript of the gene GJA9, whose product is annotated as gap junction protein alpha 9. The transcript has a single exon. NCBI's taxonomy places the organism in Eukaryota, Metazoa, Chordata, Aves, Passeriformes, Passerellidae. Gene Ontology annotation, biological process: cell communication. Bases 1 to 1533 code for a protein of 510 amino acids. The record is from RefSeq and is a predicted model, not a curated record. Gene Ontology annotation, cellular component: connexin complex.